CUCGGAGAGCAGGGACUCGGACUGCCUGACCUGCUGCUCGGUGCCAGUGGGGCUGGCAUGACCCACCCGGAGGCCGACACCCCCGAGGGAGCAGAGAGACCGCUAGACCGCACCGAGGAUGGCAUUGCAGACAUUGAGAUGGGGCCCCCGAAGGAAGAGCAAGUGGAGGAGACCCCUGGGGAGGAAACUAUGCAAUGGAGAGAAAGCUGGGAGUCUGGGCCUCCGGCACUGGAACAGCACUGCAUGCCUGGCCAGGCCGAGCCGGAUGGGAUGGAGCUGGAAGAAAAUAAUGUAUUCAUGCAGGAGGAGAGCGCUCUGGACAGCCUCCCUGGCCACCCCCCUGAGGAUAUAGAGAUGAGACCCGUAUCAUUAACCGAAGAGAGCGAGGAAAGUUCCCAGGGAUUCACCGAACAGAUGAAGGUUGUUUUGGAGCCCUUCACAGAGGGACCUGUUCCAGUGGAGCUGGUGACAAAACCAAGUCUUGAAUCGGUUUCGCAAAUGGAAAACUCUGUUAAUGAGGGAGUUGGACUUGUAGGAGAUACAGAAAGGCUAGUUACAAGCCAAGCCUUUAUGGAGUUUGGGCUAAUAAGUAACUCAGACAUUGGGAAGUUUGGAGCAUUGAAAAAUUGGGUCCCUGAUAAAGUUGAAGUACAGGUGUCUGUCCCUGAGAAGGUUGAGCUAUUUGGGGCGCCAGUCCACAGGGAAGGGGUUGAGCUACUUGAGGCGCCUGUCCACGGGGAAGGGGAUGAGCUAUUUGGGGCGCCUGUCCAGGGGGAAGGGGUUGAGCUAUUUGGGGCGCCUGUCCAGGAGGAAAGGGUUGAGCUAUUUGGGGCGCCUGUCCAGGAGGAAAGGGUUGAGCUAUUUGGGGCGCCUGUCCAGGGGAAGGGGUUGAGCUAUUUGGGGCGCCUGUCAAGGGGUUGAGGGGGAAGGGGUUGAGCUACUUGGGGCGCCUGUCCACGGGGAAGGGGUUGAGCUACUUGGGGCGCCUGUCCACGGGGAAGGGGUUGAGCUACUUGGGGCGCCUGUCCACGGGGAAGGGGUUGAGCUACUUGGGGCGCCUGUCCACGGGGAAGGGGUUGAGCUACUUGGGGCGCCUGUGCACGGGGAAGGGGUUGAGCUACUUGGGGCGCCUGUGCACGGGGAAGGGGUUGAGCUAUUUGGGGCGCCUGUGCACGGGGAAGGGGUUGAGCUGGCCGCGGCGCCUGUCCACGGGGAUGGGGUGGAGCUGGCCGCGGCGCCUGUCCACGGGGAUGGGGUGGAGCUGGCCGGGGCGCCUGUCCACGGGGAUGGGGUGGAGCUGGCCGGGGCGCCUGUCCACGGGGAUGGGGUGGAGCUGGCCGGGGCGCCUGUCCACGGGGAAGGGGUGGAGCUGGCCGGGGCGCCUGUCCACGGGGAUGGGGUGGAGCUGGCCGGGGCGCCUGUCCACGGGGAUGGGGUGGAGCUGGCCGGGGCGCCUGUCCACGGGGAAGGGGUGGAGCUGGCCGGGGCGCCUGUCCACGGGGAAGGGGUGGAGCUGGCCGGGGCGCCUGUCCACGGGGAAGGGGAUGAGCUGGCCGGGGCGCCUGUCCACGGGGAAGGGGAUGAGCUGGCCGGGGCGCCUGUCCACGGGGAAGGGGAUGAGCUGGUCACUGCACCUGCCCAGGGGAAAGUUGUUCAGUUACUUGGGGAGCCUGCCCACGAAGAAGGGGUUGAGGUGGCCGGGGCGCCUGCCCACGAAGAAGGGGUUGAGGUGGCUAAGACACUUGUCGAGGAUGUUGAGUUGGCCAGGCUGCCUGUCGAGAUUGAACUACUCAGUGCUCCUGUACAAGUGCCUGCACAUGAGAAAACUAUUGGGUUAGAAGUGCCUGUACCAAAAAUGGAGGUGCAGGAAGCUAUACCAGAGAUUGAGGGUGGGCUAGUAUGGGCUCCUGUCAUAAAGAAAGCAGAUGAGAUAGCACAGACCCUGGUCCACAAGGAGCAGAUUAAGCUAGUACAAGCACAUGUCACUGAGGAGGAAUUUGAGGUAGAGCGGACUCCUGUUAUUGAUGAAGAGCAUGAGGUAGAAAAGAAAUCUAUCCAAAACUUUGAGAUUGAUCAACAGUCUGUCCCAGAGGUGGGGUUUGAGGUAUUACAUAUACUUAGCCCAGAAGAGCCAACUGAGAUAGCACAGUUGCCUAUCUUAGAGAAGCAUGUUGAGGUAGUAGAGAAACCUAUACCACAUGAACCUUUAACAGAGGAUGGUGAUAAACUGCAUAGGCUAGUCUGUGGAGAAAUCCAACACACCGCAGAGAUAAUUCCAGUGGUAACCAGUCCGUUUGAGGAACAAAUAUCUGUGAAAGGUCUGCUUACAGAGGGACUGAUUUAUCAGGCUGUACAAGCAAUACCUGUACAAGAAUCCGAGAAGCAAGUGCUAAAACCAGUAAAGGAGGCUGAACUGCCUGCUGUCCUUACUGGAGAACUUUUGUCAGGUGUUGUCCAUGGAAACACACAACCUGAAAUUUUGUUUGUGGAAGAUGAGACUGUUAUUGAUCAAGCCUCUGAAAAAAAUCUAAGUUUGAGGUGUCUAGAAAAAUAUGAGGAAAUCCAUCACCAUCUCAAGCCAGUCGCAACACAGAAUCAUAUUUUCCAGUCAGGUUUUGGUGAAGUAAGUGAACAAUGUGAUCCUUUUUCUUCACAAAAGGAAAAAUGUUUCAAACCUGAUGAGAUGAUUGAACAGUUAAUUGAACCAGUUCUCAAACGGGAUAAGCUAACAUCUGAGGAAAUUUGUCAUGCUUGGGAUACAAAAUCAAAAUCGACAAUGGCACCCAAAAAAACUGCACAAAUGACCAGAGACCUUGAGUGUGAAUCUGCCUCUAUGGACAUUGAAACUUGUCACGAAAAGAUUUACGAGAAUAACGUCUCAUUGGGCAAUGCUAGACUAAUCCCUCUGAGAGAAGGACUUGUUGCUUCAUCGGUUACCAUGGAAACUGAGUCUGGCAUAGAAUCAUCAGAUUGCAUUCCUAUAGAGGCUCACUCUCGAGAGGUUAAUGGAGAUGCUGUUUAUAGGGACCUUGAACAGGUUACUUGUGAAAAAGGUGCCAAGUCUAACUCUGUAACUGGAGAGAUUCUGGUAGAUGAACAGACUACUUCAAGGAGUAUUGUGAGGUGUGAUGGCGGCAGAGACUUAUGUGUGGGUGAGCCAAGAAAAUCUGCCUCUAAUACUCACCCACAGAGGCUAUCAGAUGACUCCCUAAGCCACUGCCCUUCUGCAGGAAACCCUGAUAUGCUGGUCAUAGGAGGAAUUGAUGGCCUAUCUCUUGGUUCACAUGUCCAAGUCACCCUUGAUCACAUCAUACAGGAUGCACUGGUGGUUUCAUUUCAGCAUGGAAAUAGACUCUUCUCAGGGGUGUUAAUGGAUUUGUCAAAAAGGUAUGCAUUGCACUUGAAAAUAAAAUGUGUUUAAAUUAAAUUAAGGCAAAAUUGUAUAAUGGUAAACUGAUAUAACUACAUUUUGUUGGGUUUCAGUAUACUUAAAUAACUUGUAUAGUUAGGUUAGUGAAACUGCUACAUUGAUUAUACUAUGCAACCUCUUAAAGGAACACUUUAUCGUUAGGAAUACCAGUUUUCCUCUGCCAUGCUGGUAUGGUGCUUUAAAGUGCAAAUUUAAUAGUUGUGCUAAUAAUACUUGCUGGCCCUUGAAUAAUGAAAAUUCCAUACCUUCAGGAAGUGUUUACUUAAAGGAGCACUAUAUAGUGCCAGGAAAACAAACAUUUUCCUGGCACUAUAGAGUCAUUAGGGCCUUCCCGCUGGGCUGAAGGGGUUAAAACCCCUUGGACAACUUGCUUUUCUUCAGCGCCAGGCUCCCUCUGUGCUGGGGAACUCUCCACUCCCUGCCAACGUCCAAUCAAAAUGCACAUGCAUGGAAAGACCUGCGCGCACCUUCAAAGAGCUUGAAUGAAGGCAUUCCUCAAUGCUUUCCAAUGGACGUCCAGCGUCUUCCCACUGUAAAUUUUUUUUUUUUUUUCAGCGAAAAUCGCGAAAGUGCCUUCAGCAGCUGUCAGUGAGACAGUCACUAGAGGCUGGAUUAACACUCUGUAUACUGUUUUCAGCUGCAGGGUUAAAACUAGACGGAGCUGGCACCCAGACCACUUCAUUGAGCUGAAGUGGUCUGGGUGCCUAUAGUGGUCUUUUAAGUGUGAGUUGCUGAAAGUCAAAGUGAAUUUAAAAUUGUAAGCCAAAAUAGGACAGUGACGAAAAACCUGUGAGUGGAAAAGUGUAAUGGAAAGAUUGCACUACAUAAGUUAAUAACUCAGUUUGCAAAGUUACAAGUGUGUAGGGUAGAUCGCCUUUGGAGUCCUAAAUUUCGAAGAUCAUACUGCUGCUAGAGCUCUGGUCUGGUUAGCCACUCUAAAUGUGACAUCCAUUUCAUCCCAAGAGCUGCAUUAUCCAUAUCCCAGCUUCUGGCUUGUGUGUGGGGUGUUUUUUCUUUGUGUUUUUUUUUUUUUUUUGUCUUGUUGACUUUUCUCUCAAAGGUGUCUUGGUGAAUAAUACUGUUUAGUGAAGGUAUUCCUUUGAUAGUGGCCCAGAUGUGUGGGUGAUUACAAGGACCUUUUCAGGUAACCUACAGAACUUGAUCUUUGUAUAGACUAAAGAUACACUUCUUACUUACUUUACAUUUUUAAUUAAGAUUUUUCUGGAUCCAUUGUGGGAGCCUGCUUGUGUACCAUUUCACUGGUCCGCAUAGCUGUAACUUAAAGGAACACUAGAGUGACAAGAAUGCAAACAAAUAUUCCUCUCCCUAUAGCUGUAAUAUCGCUAUUUAGGCCCAUAGCCCAUGUUUAACCUAUGUAAAAGGAAAGUUAAAGGGACACUCCAGACUACUUCUGCCAAUUGGAGUGGACUGGGUGCCAACUCCCACUACCCUUAACCCUGCAACUGUAUUUAUUGCAGUUUUCAUAAACUACAAUAAUUACCUUGCAGGGUUAACUCUUCCUCUAGUGGCUGUCUACUAAAGGGCACUUCAUGGUUCAUAGCACAGGUUUUCCGUGCUAUAGCGUCGCUGGACGUCCUAACGCUAUGUCAGGACCUCCAGCGUCGCUCAAUUCCCCAUAGGAAAGCAUUGAAAAGCAUCCUAUGGAGCAUGCGCAUUAGGUCUCCUCAGCUGGCGGGUGGGAUCAGUCUCCCCGCCGGCUGACGUAAUGAAGAGGAGCGGCGGCAACCCGAAACACAGGGACAUCGGCUGGGGUCUCGGGUAAGUCACUAAAGGGGUUUUCACCCCUUAAUCAACCAGGGAUGGGUGGUGGGAGGGAGAGGGGACCUGCAAUGCCAGGAAAAAGGAUUGUUUUCCUGGCACUGGCGAGUCCCUUUAACUCCCCUUUUUAAUCCAGUACCACCUUGAACCGCUCCUUCUUGGCUGAGAUAAUUAAAACUGACUAUCCCUGCCUAUUUCCUAUGGUAAUGCAUUAGGAGGCUAUUGCGCAUGCGCAGCAAAAUGCCGCGCUGGCCAAUCCGCAUCUCUUCAUAGAGAUGCAUUGAAUCAAUUCGUCUCUAUGCAGAAUGUAAAGUGUCCCCAUGCAGAGUGUAAAGACAUUGACCCAGGAAGUACCACUACUGGCUGUACGAGUGACUGCAACUGGAAGUGUCCUUAGGCAGUAAUGUAAAAACAGUGUUUACAUUUAAAUGCCUGCAGAGACAUGCUGUAGACACCAGAACUACAUUAAGCUGUGGUUGUUCUGGUUUCUAUAGUGUCCCUUUUUAAAGGGACAGUCCAGGCAGCUAAACAAGUUAAGCUUAAAUGAAAGCUAAUAAGCUCAAAAUAUUUGGCUAGUUUUUCCUUCAAUUCAGUGUAGUUUUGCUGUUUUCAGCAGUGUAACCCAGUCUAGUUAGCCACCCCACUCUCACAUUUCAACAUGUUCCUAAUUCCCAGUCUCUGUAAGAAACAUAUUUUUGCAGCUAAUGUAAAUAGAGGCAUGUCUUAUUUAGUGUAAGGAAUGCUCACAGACUGCACUGCAGCUAGAGCCCAUAUGUGCUCUGCCACCUUGUAAUGCAAGUAAUAUUCUCCUGCAGCUCCUGUCACCCACCCUCACUACCCGCAGUUAACCCCUUCCCAACCAGUCCCUUUUACCCAACCUCAGUGUGUGUGUGAUUUUAUAUAUAUAUAUAUGUGUGUGUGUGUGUUUUUAUUUUUUUUAAUUUUUUUUAUUAUUUAUGAGAUGACAUAAAAUAUAGUGUCGUGUAUAUGACCCUAUAUGUGGUGUGUGUGUGUGUGUGUGUGUGUGUGUGUUAGAUGUGGUUUGUAAGUUCUAUUGUCUGAAUGCUGAGGAGGAUUGGUCAGGCAUUGUGGGCAUGUGUUGAGCUCAGUAAAGCUCCUGCAUGCAGAGUAAGGAGUGUCAUUACGGAUUCUCAUAGAGAAUCACUGGAGCAUGGACAGUCUGGCUGAAAUGCAGGGAGAAAGAAAAGGGGAUAUGACAUGAAAUCAGAGGAGGCGCAAACAAUUUGAUCAAAGUCAAUGUUUUCGUUGCAGUGUUAGCCUACCUCUAGUGGCUGUCAUACUGACAGCCAUUAGAGGUGCUUCUGUUGUAGUGCAUGUGCACCAGCCUCCCAAUGCAUAGUAAAGCAUUGGAUUGGCUGAGGUCAUGUUGCUGAUCUCAGUAAAGAGGUGGAGCUUCCCAGAAGAGAUCAGCGUUGCAAGGGAGAAAUUGUAAGUAAAUAAUUUUGUUCCUAACUUAAUAGUGUUCCUUUAAGAGAUUCUAACUUAAACAGACUGCAGUAGGAUUAUGCAGGGGAAUUGAAGUGGCUUGGGUGCAUUACCCUGUCUUCAUGACUCUGCAUUGUUUGCAUUGCAGUGUUAAAUCCCCCUUUGGUGGCUGUCAUACAAUACAGAUGCUUCCGUGGCACUGACAGAAAAACACUCUCUUGUGAUGUGGAAGCCCCUGUGGGAAAGCAUUGCUUAAAUGCUCGCCUAUGGGGAAACUGAGAUGUGCUUGUGUGAGGAGCAUAGAAUUGGCGUCCAUGCCUGUUUUGUGACCUCGUGGGAGGUCUCCAACAUGUCUUGGCAUUGUAAUAAAGUAAGUAAAAUCAUAAAUUUAUUUUCAUAAAAUGGGAGGAGGGAGCCUGUAUGUAGUGACAGGUUUGUAUUCCUGACAUUUUAUUUUUUUAUUUUUACCCUCCUUUUAAAGGGACAUUAUUUUAUUUAUAAAAUGCCAUCAGAUUCUGUAGCGUUGUACAAUGGGUGGACUAACAUACAUGUAACUGUAACCAGACAACUGGAUGUACAGGAACAGAGGUGGAGGGCCCUCCUCAAUGCGCUUACAUUCUAGAGGGAGUGGGGAAUAGUGACACAAAGGGUAAAAGUAGGGGUAUGAAGUAGGUUGUUAGUGAAGUAUUGAAGUGCGGGAUAAAAACCUGCUAAAAGUUUAAUUGAUAUGCUUUCUUGAAGUGUUUUCAAUUAUCUUUUUGAACGAGUGGAUACUGGGUGAACGUCUUACAGGGAAGGGAGUUCCACAGAGGAAGUGCAGCCCUGGAUAAAUCUUGGAGGCGCGCAUUAGUGGUGGGAGUAUGGACAUGAGGGGUGAAGAAGUUGGGAGUCAAAAAGAACACCCAGGCAGUGAGCCUGCAAGGUAGAGGUGAUGGUAGCGCCGUUGACUUGGAGUUAGACAGACACGGGAGUGGUAACACUUGAGGGAGGAAAGACCAUAAAUUGUGUUUUGGACAGGUUGAGUUUAAGGAAGUGAGCAGCCAUCCAGUUGGAAAUCGCAGAGAGUCAGAGACACGAGUCAAGAUGGGCAGGGAGAGGACAGGCAGAUUUGCGUGUCAUCUGCAUAGAAAUAACGGAAGCCAAAGGAGCUGAUGAGUUUACCAAGGGAGGAGUUAUAGAUAGAGAACAGUAGGGGACCAAGGACAGAACCUUGGGGGACACCGACAGAGUGGUUGGGGGGAAGAGUCUGAGAAAACCACUGAAAGAGCACUGGGAGAGAUAGGAGGAGCACCAGGAGAAAGCAGUAUCCCGUAGACCAAAAUUAUGGAGAAUGCAGAGAAGCUGCUGAUGAUCAGUGUCAAAGGCCGCAGAAAGAUUAAGGAGCAUUAAGAUAGAGUAAUGGCAGAGAUUUAGCAGCAAUUAAAUCGUUGGAUACUUUGGUCACAGUGCAGCAUAAAUUUAUAGUGAAGGACAUUAUACUCACUUCUCUCAAUAAAGUGGUCUACAUGCACUAUCCUAGUUUCAUCCCUACCAUGUAAAACAUUGGUGUUCUGCAGAAAUAUCAAUGUUUACAUUGCAGGGUUUAAAUGUCUAUAGUAGCUGACAGCCACUCAAGGCACCUCAGCAGAAAUAGCUGAAUUCAACUCUUUCAAUCAGUCUCCUAGAGACUGAGUUCUGGGGAGUGACUGAUGUUUUGACCACCAUGGUCUUUUUCAGAAUCAAGUAAGCAGUGUUUUUUUUUUUAAAUUGAUGUGGAAGUGACUCACUUGAUGGUGUGAACGUAGCGCAGGGCUUGACAAAUUGUUUGGAAUCUAGGAGCCAGUCAUUUUCAAUGAGUAAAAUGCAAUUCUUAAAUGGCUGCAGUAUUUGCUUAGUCGAUUUUUAGAGCGUGUCUGCCAGUUUUCCCAACCUGCACUAUGAGUCACAGAGUACCGCAACCGCAAGGGAGCUGUGCUGUGGUCAGCUCUUACUUUACAGUAGACAACUGCAUGAAGAUGCCAAAUGCUCCCUCCUAUAAUUUGAUGGUGAUUGGGGAAGCACGGCAUUUAGCAAAAUUAGGUCGGCCGAGAUUGUUUGAAAUCAUGAUCUUCGCCGGGGAAGAAGUGCAGUGGGGCUUGCUCCCUGGUGGACAAAAGGAAAGUAAAACAGUUUAUUUUGCUAUAUAGUAGGGGGUCAUGGGUUUAAAUAGCAAAACCCUCCUGUGUUAGGAAUACAUGUUUGUAUUCCUCAUGUUAGUGUUACUUUUUAAAGUGUGGUUUUUUUUUUUUUUAGCAAGUUAUGUCCUAAUCCAAUUCCGACGAGACAGCCAGGGUAAUCAUUGCAAACGAUGAGCAAUAGACAUUGUUUGAUUUCUCUUCUUUUGUAUGUAUAAUACUUUAUUUGUGCUGACUGCAAGGGGCAGAGCUUGUAACAAUGAUUGACAGUGACCUAAAAUGUGUGAGUAGGACAGAAUUGUAGGUUUCUCCAUGGAAGGUUUUUAAUUGGGCUGUGGUUAGGUCGUUAGUGGAAGUGGUGGUAUAUCAUUAAAAGGUGUGCUGAAUUCAGUUUUUGGUAUACCUGUAUUUACAUGCCUUACCAAGCCGGAAACACAUUGGAUUUGGAUUUUUUUUUUUUUUUUUUAAACCUGGCUUUAUGCUUCGAUUUUGGAACUGAUAAAGUAUCAGAUUUUUGAGCUAAGCUGUGACGUGAAGAAUUUGUUUUAUUAUAUCUUUGAGUCUUGGAAUAUGCUACCUUUGCAGGACAGGCUACAGACAGUUGGUGAUAUCCUUACCAUGUGUCUGCCUGGGUGUCCUCUUUUUGUAAUGAAAGCUGAUUGACUGACUGCACUGAGGGAUAAAAGCUGCAAGUGUCUGGACUGUGUCUGUGUGUAAGUGGUAAGGAUGUCUUUUUUUUGGAAUGCAGGAGCGCAACUUAGAAGCUGGCUCAUAGUGCAGCAUCCCGCAAAAAAACAAACAUUUUUGUUCCAAAAACUUAAAGCUAAAAUCAAUUUAAAUGCAUUAAAGCUAUAUUGGUGCCCAGCGUGUCACUUUUACUCCCUUUAAUGCAACUAAAGUUGAACAUGUCAUUGUGGUUUCUGUGAUAGAACAGAUAAUCUGCUUUUUAAGCUAUGCAACUGUCUCCUGUCUUUAGGGGUGAGUGUGAUCCUUGUGUCUUCAUUGAUGGGACAUAUGUGGUAUCUAUUUAAAUUUUUUGAUGUUUGAAAGAGGGCAUUUUUUUUUUUUUUAUAUAUUCUCUGCGUCUCUGAACAAGUGCAAAUGUGGCUCUAGAGAAGAUAGACUUCCACAGCUUGGAUGUCCUUUGUAUAUCCAUGUCUGAAAGAGAAGUCUUACAGCUGAAGCAUUUUUUUCCUCCCUCCUUUAAAUCCCUAAGAUUACUAGCCACUGUGCGCUACAAAUUGAUAGGGGACCUACCUGCAUUUGGUGUUUAGGCAUGUCUAGAAAUUAACCGGGCAUUAUGCUUUAAUGAAAUAUUUAAUGCCUAAUAUAGGUCACCUGCUAAAUAGGGAUAGACCAAUAUUAUCAGCCGAUAUUACAGAUUUUGGCAAAUAUCGGGGUCUGCCAUGUUUGAUACCGAUAUUGGCGAUAAUGGAAGAGGCAGCAGUGGCCCAGCGCACGCAAGGCCGGUGUUUCCAUAAAGCGGAACAUGCGGCUGCAUUAGGUCGUACCAGCUCUGGGGGCACAAGAAUAGUGACUGGCAGGAAGGACGUGCACAGCGCUCGCCCUACCAGUCACUUAAUGUAGCGUGGUCGAGUGGAGCAGAGCGGACCGCGGUACAGGAGCUUCAGUUUCCUGUACCUGGCCGGACUGACGGUAAAUGCUCAGAGAGAGAUAGCUAUCGGCCUGAAAAUUCAGAUGUAUCAAUAUCGGUCGAUCCCUACUGCUAAAUGUUUGUAUUUGAGCUACUUUUCAAGAAUCCGAUACUUCUUAAAUAUAGUGGUUAACAUUCAUACAAUCCAAUAAUACAAUUUUACAUUUAUUAGUGAUUGAUUAUCAGUCUGGCCCAUAUUCUGUGUUUUCAGCAAUAUCGUUAUAUGCCAAUAAAGAUACUGAUUAUUGCUGCUCCCCUGUCUCUCUCGCAAGUCCUGCGGCCGUCAGAGCCUUGCCACAGGUUACCAUGACAAUGCAGCACACAGGCUGCGAGAGUUAGACAGACAGGGAAGGUAAGUUAGUGUGCUGGGCUCCCCAGGGAAUGCCAUAUCCCCACUCCCUGGCCAGGUAAGGAGCAGGAAGGGGGGGGGGGGACUAAAACCUAAUUUUACACACCUAACACACACUCUGCAUUCACCAUACACAGUACACACACACUCUGCAUUCACUAUAAAUACUGCAUUCACUAUACACACUACACAAACACAUACACACUGCAUCCACUAAUCAAAUACUCUCACUGCAUCCACCCCACACACAUGUUCUUGGAAACAUAAAUUCUGACUGGCAUGUAUAUUUUGUGCAUUUACCUUAAUAAAAAUUUAUUUAUUUUUUUGCAAAAAAUAAACUUGUUCAGUUAACAGUAGAUUUGUGUAGAAAUAGUUUAUUUUUAAAUGGUAAGUUAUUGACCUAAAAGUUCACAAAUUAGCAGUAUCUGCUCUAAAAAAAAAAAAAAAAAAAUCAGUUGAUCCCUAACUUUUAUUCUAUUCCUGCUAUCUGAUGUGCAUAAAGUUUUUUGAGAUUGAGCUGUAUAAUUUGAAAAAUCUGCACUUAGGGCAUAUUUGUUAAUUUAUGCCAUAUUUGUGACUCUUGCUGCAAAGAAUCUGGAAGUCAGGAUUGUUCUAAGGUAUGGAUCAGGAUGGGAACUUUAGAUUUAUUCAACAAAAUGGUGCAUUUCUUCUGCAAAUUGAUACAUCAGAGGGACAUUAUUUUCUUUAAUUUUUCUGGCUUCAGCCUGGGGAGUCUGAGUAAUCUGUUAACCCCUUAAGGACUGAGCCAAAUGUACACGUUGUGAACAAAACGUAAACAAAACCUGGCAUUUGUGCUACAUGUCUGUCCAACUGUAAUUCACCUCUUUCAUAUUAAAUGCACCCACCCUUAUUGUAUAUCAUUUUAUUCAGGGUGAACAGGGCUUUCAUUUAACCCCUUAAGGACCAAACUUCUGGAAUAAAAGGGAAUCAUGACAUGUCACACAUGUCAUGUGUCCUUAAGGGGUUAAUAUCAAAUCUUUAGCUAUGAAACAUAAUUUAAUAUGGGAGAAAAUAAAGAAUUUUUUUUCUUUUUUUGUUCUACAUGACAUUUUAACUGUGAAUGUCAUACUGUUUGCUUUUACUGCAAUAAAAUACACAUAUUUGUAUUCAGCAAAGUCUCACGUGUAAAACAGUACCCCCUAUGUACAGGUUUUAUGGUGUUUUGGGAAGUUACAGGGUCAAAUAAAGCACGUUACAUUUGAAAUUGAAAUUCGCCAGAUUGGUUACGCUGCCUUUGAGACUGUAUAGUAGCCCUGGAAUGAAAUUUACACCCAUAAUGGCACACCAUUUGAAUAGUAGACAACCCAAGGUAUUGCAAAUGGGGUAUGUCCAGUCUUUUUUAGUAGCCAUUUGGUCACAAACACUGGCCAAAGUUAGCGUUAAUAUUUGUUUGUGUGAAAAAUGCAAAAAACGCCAAUUUUGGCCAGUGUUUGUGACUAAGUGGCUACUAAAAAAGACUGGACAUAUCCCAUUUGCAGUACCUUGGGUUGUCUGCUAUUGCAAAUGGUAUGCCAUCAUAGGGGUAAUUUUCAUUCUUGGGCUACCAUAGGGUCUCAAAGGCAACGUAACCAAUCUGGCGAAUUUCAUGGAUGCCACUUUCCUGAUCCAUACCUUAGAACAUACGGUUGUAUGGGCGCCACUUUCAUAAUGCAAACACUCAAAAUAGCUUACCAGACCGUACCGCUCCGUGGAAAUGGGGGCAUUUGAGUUCUUGGUCAAUAAGUCCUACAAUUUGCUGUAGUGGUGCUUAAAGAUUAUCUUAAUUUUUAUUUUUUUUGUUAAACUCCUCAUUCCCUUACUAACUUUAAAAGUAUUUGAAUGGAAUGAAGGUUCACAGUUGGAUAGCCUUACUUGCUUGUAACAACCUCUUAGCAGUUAACUAUGUGAUGAUUGACAGACUUCUUGAAUAAUAGAUCUCUGAAAUGAGUCUGGCUUCGGAACUAUUAACCCCUUAAGGACAGAGGACGGUUCAGGACAGUCAUCAGCAUUUUUGCAUUGCCAACCGCUGACGGUCCUGAACAGUCCUAACGGUAAGAUGUACUUACCCGAUCGCCGUCGUUCCCCCGGCGGUGCUCCCGGUGUGGGGAGACUGCCUGCAGCCCAGACAGUCUCCCCAUGGCGGAUUAGGACCCCUGGGGCCAUGUGAUCACUCAACGGAGUGGUCACAAUAGGUGUCCUAGUGUCUGUCUGCAGGGGGACUGUCUGUACUUACCCGGUUGCAGGCGUUUGCGGUGAGGGGGACUCACCUGGCAUUCCAGGGAGUCCCCCUGCUGCCGUUCCGGCCCUACUGGGCCAUGUGAGGACCUCGCAAUCACAUGGACGGCAUAACCGAAAUAGAGUGUAUGUGGUUUGUUUUUGUUUUUUUUUGUUUUUUUUGUUUUUAUAUAUAUAAUUACUAUUUGCCUGACAACCCAGGCCAAAAGUCAAGGGAAUUUAAUUUGCUUGCACUAUAUUUAACCCUGUAACUUUCUAAGACACCAUAAAAUCUGUACGGUUUUACUUGGAAGACUUUGCUGAACACAAAUAUUAGGGAUUCAAAACAGUAAAAUGUACUACGAUGAUAUUGUCAGUGAAAUUUACUUUUUUUUGCAUUUUUCACACACGGCACUUACACGGACAAUAUAAUUGUGAUACUUUUUACUGUUUUGAAACACUAAUAUUUGUGUUCAGCGAAGUCUCCCGAGUAUAACAGUACCCUCAUGUACAGGUUUUAUGGUGUUUUCAAAAGUUACAGGGUCAAAUAUAAGGCUUCCUUUUCAUUUUUUUCACAUUGAAAUUCGCAAAUAGUAGUCAAAAUUGGCGUUCAAAUAAGUUUUUUGCAUUUUUUCACACAAAAAUAUUAAUACUAACUUUGGCCAGUGUUUGGCUACUAAAGACUGGACAAACUCAAUUUGCAAUACUUUGGGUUGUCUACUAUUGCAAAUGGUAUUCCAUCAUGGGGGUAAUUCUCAUUCCUGGGCUACCAUACAGUCUCAAAGGCAACCUAACAAAUCUGGUGAAUUUCAAUGUGGAAAAAAAUGAAAAAUGUAACACGCUAUAUUUGACCCUGUAACUUCCCAAAAUACCAUAAAACCUGUACAUGGGGGUACUGUUUUACACAUGAGACAUGGCUGAAUACAAUUGUUUGUUUUAUUGCAGUAAAAGCAAACAUAUGACAUUCACAGUUAAAAUGACACGUAGAACUAAAAAAAUCUUUUGUCCCAUUUUAAAAAUAUUUUAUUCAUAAUUAAUUGUGUCAUACCUAAAUAUUUGAUGUUAAAUGAAAGCCCUGUUUCCCCUGAAUAAAAUUAUAUAUAAGAAGUGUGGGUGCACAUAAUAUGAAAGAGGUGAAUUACGCCUGAACAGACGUAGCGCAUAUUCAAGAUUUUAUUUGUUUUGAUCACAGCGUGUACAUUUGGCUCAGUCCUUAAGGGGUUAAAGGAUCAUUAUAGGGUCAGGAACACAAACGUAUUCCUGACUACAUAGUGAAAACCCACUAUUUAGGUUCUUUAGCCCUCUGAGAAUGGUUAAAACUUGCCUUAUUUCCAGCUCUCAUGGGUCUGCUGGCCCCGCCGCCUUGGUGACAUCAUCAAAAUUGCCCAUGGGCAAAAUUGGCAAAGGAGCGGGGCCAAAUGCUGUUUUGGCCAAUCAGCACCUCUUCAUAGAGAUGCAUUGAAUCAGUGCAUCUCUAUGAGGAAAAUUCAGCAUCUCCAUGCAGAGCACAGGAACGCAGAACGGCAGGGUUGCUUACUGUGCAUCCCCAAGUCUGGAAACCCCUCUAGUGGCCACUUGGAGGUGUUUACAUGAAAAUGCCUGAAGGGAGCAGUUAUACUCACCAGAACAACUACAUUAAGCUGUAGUUGUUCUGGUGACUAUAGUGUCCCUUUUAAAAUACCCAGUAUUUCUAGGAUUUCAGUUAAUUUUUGAAGUUCUAAAACACUCAAGGCGUAAAUCAUGGUUUUAAUGUUAACUUUGCAAUAGUUGGCAUGCUGAGAUUACAACUUUUUCUACCUGUCACAGAAUCCAAAACCGCUACACAAGUAUAUAUUUGAAGAAAGUAAACCUUCAGGCUAUGUAAUUGUAAGAGCAUUUUGACACACUUCAUUUCACCAUUUUAUGACAAACCUAGGUCAAAUUAUUAUUUUUAAUGUUUAUUUUGGAAAAUUCAUGCAGUGUCCCACUACUGCGGACACCCUCUCAUGUUGCAACUCCUUCACACCGAUCAGUGCUGCACAGCUGGCAAAGUCUCUGAUUCUGCAGCAGGGGACAAGCAGGGAGACCUCACCGGGGUCUUUUCAGUUUGCUUCCUACAUGGGUCCUGCCAGAUGCUGUGCCUCCUGCGGCCGAAUGACAUUCAGAGCUACAAAAGCCAGCUGCCAAUCCUCCUGGUCAUUCAUUGGAUCCAGGUUCAAGACAGCCCUCUCAGCCAAACAAUAACGGUCUGUGCAUGGAAUAUGCGCAUUCCUGGCUGACUAAACAUGCUGCCUGAGGUAGUUACAGAUCUGACUGCAAUAUAAAAUAUCUAAGCAUACAGGGUCCUUAUACCAUGACAAUUCAGAAAUUUGAAGUAGUUGUAGUGUUUAGAGUAACCCUUUAAAUAUGUUUUCAAAAAGUUCUAAGCUUACCAGUACUGUAGAGUCAGACGCAGUUAUUAAUUUACUGUAACCGAUAAAAAUGUGCCGAUUCAGACUAAUGUACUGUACUUAUGUGCCGGCGUACAAGUCCACCCCCAAAAAUUAAACGCAUAAUGUUGUGGCUGAUCAAUAUAUUAACACCCCCUUCGAAUAUUGACAGGUUGUAUUGUAACAAUAUAAUCUGUUGUUCACUUUACCUGUCAGUGGUUUUAAUGUUGCAGUCGAUCAGUCUAGAUUUAGGAUUUAUUUUUUUUCUGCUCUGUAAAUCUAAUUUUAAUCUCAGGCAAAGUCUAAAAGGCUAUUAACAGAACAGGAGAUAAGAAAUGCUAAAUUAAAUGGACCGUUUUGAUAAAGUUUAAACAUUAGCUCUUUACAGGAAGUGUUCAGGAAAGCUGUAUGACUAGAGUAAUGGUGAAUUAACUAUUGGAUGGCAGAGAAUUGAGCAGCAAGAGUGCAGGGGCAUGAUCUAUACAUCAAAACUGCAUAUUCUAUUUAACUUUCAAGCUACAAUUGCUUCAAAUUCUUCAAACUGAUUUUUAGAUGGUUGGAUACUUUCUGAAUAUUUCAGUACUAGAUUAUUUGAAAUGUAUACUGAACAGUAGACCUUACUAACUGCUUAAUUAUUCUUUUGUUUAAGAUUUGGACCUCAUGGUAUACCUGUGACCAUUCACCCAAAGAGAGUGUACCAAAACCGACCAGAGGAGCCCGUUCCUCCAUUCCCAGAAGAGGCCCAGGAAAAGUGUGCAGAGAACAGAAGGGAUACCGAGGAUGUUGCUCCCACUGAGCCCUCUGAACCAUGCAAAACUGAAAACCUAUGGACUUCAAAGCCACCACCUCUUUUUCAUGAAGGAGCACCAUAUCCACCACCUCUAUUUAUCAGGGACACUUACAACCAGUCAAUACCUCAGCCUCCUCCACGUAAAAUAAAAAGACUCAAAAAGAAAAUCUACAGGGAAGAACCCACUUCAAUUAUGAAUGCUAUCAAGCUACGACCUAGACAAGUCUUGUGUGAUAAAUGUAAAAAUGUUGUUUCAGAUAGAAGUGAUAUAAGGAAAAGUGGGAAUGAUUCUUUUAAGCAAGAACAGGGAAAGCGGAGAAGGCAUGAAAGUGUAACUACUGUGAAUAAAAAACUCAAAACCGAUCAUAAAGUAAAUGGGAGAAGUCAAAGUGAAAGCCAGAAAAGAAAUGCUGUGUCCAAGGUUUCAAACUUAAAUCACAGCCGUGGAAAGGUUGUGAAGAUGACUUCCCAAACUGGUUCAACAAAAACGCCACUUCAGAGCAAAAAUAUGGAUCAUGCAAAGGCUCGGGAAGUUUUAAAAAUGGCCAAAGAGAAGGCCCACAAGCGACGAAAAGAAACCUCUGCCUCCAAAAAUGCACAUGGUAAAGUCCACUUUACGAGGCGCCUUCAGAACACAAGCUCAGGGACCCUUCCACCUAGACUACGCAUUAAGCCUCAAAGGUACAGAAAUGAAGAGAAUGAUUCUUCAUUGAAGACUGGACUUGAGUCAUUGCGAAGCGCCAAGAUUGGCAUCAAGCCCCAGACACGCUACUCUGCCACCCGUUCAGCAGGUGAGGUCUCCUCAGAAAUACAGAGUCCUUCAAAUGGCCCGGAAGAGGCCAGCAGUGAGAUUCAGGAAACAAGUGUCUGUGUACCACCUGACGAGCAGGAUGAGCAGCAAACCCUGAGCAAAAGAGGCAGCAAAAGCAAUAUCACAGUUUACAUGACCUUAAAUCAAACAAAAGCUGACUCUUCCACUGCAUCAGUGUGUAGUAGUGAUAGCACAGAUGAUUUGAAAUCCUCCCACUCUGAGUGUAGUUCUACUGAAAACUUUGAUUUCCCCCCAGGCAGCAUGCACACACCUUCCUCAUCAUCUUCCUCCUCUUCAAAAGAAGAGAAAAAGCUGAGUAAUUCCUUGAAAGUAAAGGUGUUUUCCAAAAAUGUUACUAAAUGUGUGACCCCUGAUGGCAGGACCAUAUGUGUUGGGGACAUUGUAUGGGCCAAGAUUUAUGGCUUCCCAUGGUGGCCUGCCCGCAUUCACUCUAUAACUGUCAGUCGAAAAGAUAAUGGCCUGCUGGUGCGUCAGGAGGCUCGCAUAUCAUGGUUUGGGUCCCCAACAACGUCCUUCCUUGCAUUGUCACAGCUCUCCCCAUUUUUAGAAAACUUCCAGUCCCGCUUUAACAAGAAGAGAAAGGGCCUUUACCGAAAGGCCAUCACAGAGGCAGCAAAGGCUGCCAAACAGCUCACUCCAGAGGUGCGGGCUCUACUGACACAAUUUGAAACGUGA
Pelobates cultripes (western spadefoot toad) is the source of this 17730-nucleotide messenger RNA. The record is from the annotation of a GenBank genome assembly. NCBI's taxonomy places the organism in Eukaryota, Metazoa, Chordata, Amphibia, Anura, Pelobatidae.